AGUUCGAGCGUUCCUAUGAAAUCACAUAAGUUAAAGAAAAAUAUGAAGAAAAUUUGUAUUAUUUGUGAUAAGGAUGGAGCUGUCUAUAAAUGUCCUACGUGCAGAGAUUCAUACUGUUCUGUCGUUUGUUGCAAAGAGCACAAAAAAAUUGGCUGCAUCCUACCAGAACCACAAUCGAUUGAUGCUAAUUUAAACAUAGAUGAAAAUGGAAAAUAUGAUUUUCUAACAGAGGACACGGUACCGUUGGAAAAAUUAAUGAAAUUGCGUGAGAGUGAAGAAGUUAAAGACUGUUUAAAAAAUCCACACGUGCGUACUAUUAUAAAUGCGAUUUUAAAGGAUUCUAAUCCAACGAAAGCUAUAGCCUUAGCUAUGACAGAACCAAUAUUCGUAGAGCUUGCGGAUGCAUGUUUAAAAGUGGUAGAAAUAAAAGAGAAUAAAUGACCCGUAUAAUUUAAUAUUGUGCGAACAUACGAGCCAUUUGGAAUAUGAAAACGUUUUUGUACACAUAUUACAGUUAUUAGAAAAUUUUAAUACUGUUAUUUGUUUUUUUUUUUUUUUAUAAAAACAUAGGAAACGUAGCAGCAGCAGUUUAGCAAGGUGAUUGUUAGAUAAUAAUUAUUUAAUGAUUAAGUAAUUAGAUAGAUAAAGUGGUGACAUUUAUGAAAGCUACAAUUCUUAAAAAUAUACGUAAUUGAUCCGUUAUAAAAUAAACAGAUAUUAACAAGUACUUUUUGUUGGAAUAUGUCUUGCAUUGAAAUAAAUAAUUCAAUUUUAUGUGGUAAAUAUAUAUCUGUGCAGACAUAUCCGAAAGAAUUGAAAGAUAAAGAAGUAGUAAAAGAUGUAAAUGUUAAGCGAAUAGACUUUCCAAAAAAAAAAAAAAAGAAAAAAGAAAACAAAGAAAUGAAAAGAAAAAAAAGGAAGGUUAAAUUACAUUUACAAUUCUAUAUGUUGAGAG
Vespa mandarinia (Asian giant hornet) is the source of this 955-nucleotide messenger RNA. RefSeq names its product zinc finger HIT domain-containing protein 3. Gene Ontology annotation, molecular function: protein binding. The record is from RefSeq and is a predicted model, not a curated record. Lineage: Eukaryota; Metazoa; Arthropoda; Insecta; Hymenoptera; Vespidae.